Molecule: messenger RNA, 372 nt
Organism: Paramuricea clavata
Lineage: Eukaryota; Metazoa; Cnidaria; Anthozoa; Malacalcyonacea; Plexauridae
Source: the annotation of a GenBank genome assembly
AUGUCUAAUGCAACAAAACGAAAGGCAGAAAAUGAAAAAAUUCUGCAAAAGGAAGCAAAUACAUGCAAAAGGAUAACUUCAUUUUUCUCCAAAGCCACUGGAGAAUGCAAUCAAUCUCAUAUACCCAACCGGGUACCAAACUCAGAGAACGUUCAAGAGGCUGAUAUAUCCGAAUGGGUUCCAAGCUCAGAGGACGUCCAGGAAGAGUUUACAUCGGAUAGCCCUAUGGGCGCUGAAAGUCUAAGCACUUGCGACCAGUUUCAAGACAAGGACAGUGUCGGUAAUUGUACAACUGUAAACUCUGACACUUCGACCAUUUCGAGUGUAGUCCCAGAGAGUAGUUUAGGACCUAUGGAGUCUAUGAGAGAGUAG